AUGAUCUUUCCUUCCCUGAUCUCAAUUUCAUUAUUAUUGCUCCUCUUGCCCGACGCAUUCGGCGCCAAACUCAACCUAAACCCCAAACAACUGAACCAGGUUCACUCGAUAUUGUUACAUAGUAUUCAACAACAUGAGCAACGUAAGUUUGUUCAAAAGUAAUCUAAUUGUAAAAUAAUUGUAAUCGGGGUUGAAUAGUUUUUUCAAGAAUUUGAUUUAAUGCCGGAAAUGAUUUCCCAAUAUAUCAUUUAUCAUGUUUUUUGGCGAUUAUCAAUAACUCGACCAAUUUCAGACCUUCUCGAACCACUAGUCGAAAAUGAAAUUUUUUGUAAAUGUAAUGUUGAGGAAUGCGACACCGAAUUGGUCCAUAUUGCUGGUCCCACGGCCAGAGGAAUGUGUCGAGCACGAGGUGGAGUUUGCAGACAAUCGGUGGUCUACAAGGACGAUGGCAGAGCCAAGGCUACCCUAGAGUAAGCUCAAAUCAAUAUUUCGAAUAUCGCUCAUUAAAUCUUUCAGUUGUCAACCGCCAGAGGCAUUAAUACCCCCCUACAAACCGUUCAUCUGUGAGAAUAUGAAUGGAGCCAGUACCAGAGACUUUGUUUUGUGUUGUAAUGAGACGUCCUUCUGCAAUGACUAUGACGUGAGUUCAGUUUUACAAUUCGUCAUCUUAAAUUUAGGUCCCUGUUCCUAAAAUGCCCCCACAAGUGUCGACCAAGAGUUGGCCAUGGCUGAUAGUGGUCUUUGUGGUGGCAUGUAUAUUCUCGUUUGCGGGUUUGGUGGUCGGAAUCUUCUGGUUUAGAAGUCCCCAUUCAAAACAGUGCAUGCAGAGUUUCUUGACCUGCUUCCCAGCUGCUCAAAAUAGCAUGGCUUAUUAUGCAGCGUAAGUUUAUCACACCAUUACGGUGACAGUAACUAGAGUCUCUUUAAAAAUCUUUCCUGUUUUAGAAACAGCGGUUUGAAUAAACUCCUCGAUGACAUCGAAGCCCAGACUCGCCAUCAAGAUACUGACCCAGAUUGCGAGAAUCAAGUAUUAGUCAGGAGAACGAUUGCUCGGCAGAUCAAAUUGGUGGAAGCAUUGGCCCGUGGAAGGUAUGGAGAUGUUUGGUUGGGAGAUUGGAAGGGAGAAAAGGUCGCUGUCAAGAUAUUUGAAGCCCGCGAUGAGCAUUCAUGGCAUAGAGAGACCGAGAUCUACUCGACCAAUAUGCUUCGGCAUAACAACCUUCUCAGGUGGAUCGCUUCUGACAAUAAGGAUACUGGAACGGCUACUCAGUUAUGGCUGAUCACUGAAUAUAUGAGGAACGGAUCCUUGUAUGACUUCUUGGAGAAGAACUCAGUCUCUCUAGACGAAGCUGUUCAAUUCGUACGAUCCUUGGCUCACGGACUUUCAUAUCUCCACACAGAAGUUCCUGGCAUUACAAGUAAGGAUUACUGUAGUCGUGAUUAUAUGUUUUUGUAGAUAAGCCAGCUAUCGCUCAUCGGGAUAUCAAAUCAAGGAAUAUAUUGGUAAAGAAUGACAUGACUUUAGUGAUCGCUGACCUUGGUUUGGCCGUCCGAAAUCUUCCAGACGGCAUUGAUCUGCCUGACACGAGUAGAGGCGGCACUGUCAGAUAUAUGGCCCCUGAGGUCCUAAAUGGCCGAAUAAUGAAGAAUUCCUUCAAAGCCUACAUGAAUGCUGACAUGUACUCAUUCUCGUUGGUGGUAUGGGAGAUCACACGGAGAUCGAGGGUUAUCCACAACAACGAUCCCCACCCAUAUCUGGUUCCAUACCAAGAGUUUGUGCCUCGAGAGCCAACAGUCGAUGAGAUGAGGGACUGUGUCUGCAGAGAGAGGAAUCGACCGACAAUACUCACGGAAUGGCAGACCAAUCCGGUAAGUAAAAAAAUAUUCAAAAUUUUCGUUAUUUAUAUCUUCUCUACAGACCUUCAUUUUAAAAUUUUAGAUCUCGAAAGAACUGCAAAGGAUAAUGGUGGAGACGUGGACAGACCAGUCCAACUCUCGUCUCACUGCUCUCAACGUUCGAAACAAUUUGGAUCGAUUGUGUGAGAAGGAAAAUAUAAAAAUCAUGACAUAG
Bursaphelenchus xylophilus (pine wood nematode) is the source of this 2071-nucleotide messenger RNA. NCBI's taxonomy places the organism in Eukaryota, Metazoa, Nematoda, Chromadorea, Rhabditida, Aphelenchoididae. The record is from the annotation of a GenBank genome assembly.